Molecule: messenger RNA, 2490 nt
Organism: Hibiscus syriacus
Lineage: Eukaryota; Viridiplantae; Streptophyta; Magnoliopsida; Malvales; Malvaceae
Product: boron transporter 4-like
Exons: 15
Coding region: 275-2284 (669 amino acids)
Biological process (GO): monoatomic anion transport; monoatomic ion homeostasis; transmembrane transport
Cellular component (GO): plasma membrane
Molecular function (GO): solute:inorganic anion antiporter activity
Source: RefSeq, a predicted model, not a curated record
CCUUCAUCCACAUCAAGAUUUAAGCCAUUUCCUUCCACUUCCCUAACUUGGCUUUUGCCAUUUUCUCCUCACCUGCUUCUUUUGAAUCAUACAACUCCCUCGCUUGUUGCAUUUCUAUUGGUGUGUUCUCAAAAGCCACAUAUAUGCAUCCCUGCAUGCAUGCAUGCAUGAUGUUCUCCUUAAAUGCUACAACGGGAUUCGCUAACUUCAUCUAGUCAUUUUACACUUAGCGCCGUCUUGUCUAACGUAAUCAAGAGGAUAUUUGGAUACAGUUAUGGAGAACAUAAGAAGUCCAUUCAGGGGGAUAAUCGAAGACAUCAAGGGAAGAAGUGUUUGCUACAUGCAAGAUUGGGUCAAUGGAUUUCGCUCUGGAUAUCGGAUAUUAGCUCCAACUACAUAUAUCUCCUUUGCCUCUGCUCUACCUGUUAUUGCCUUUGGGGAGCAACUGAGCCGAGAUACAGAUGGCUCCCUCAGCCCAGUGGAAACAUUGGCUUCUACAGCUAUUUGUGGUAUCAUUCACUCCAUUUUAGGUGGGCAGCCUUUGUUGAUAUUAGGUGUUGCAGAGCCAAAGAUAAUAAUGUACACUUAUAUGUACAAUUUCUGCAAAAAAAGGCCGGAGUUGGGCAAGCAACUCUAUUUGGCUUGGGCAGCAUGGGUCUGCAUGUGGACAGCUUUGAUGCUCAUUCUUCUUGCUAUAUUCAAUGCAUGCACCAUAAUCAGUAGAUUUACAAGAUUUACCGGAGAUCUUUUUGGCAUGUUAAUAACCGUUCUUUUCAUUCAAGAGACUGUCAAGGGGGUGGUCAGUGAGUUCCGUAUUCCCAAAAGUGAAAAUCCUAAUCUGGAGAAAUAUCAGUUCCACUGGCUAUAUACAAAUGGCUUGUUGGCAGUCAUUUUCUCUUUUGGGUUUUUAUUGACGUCUCUAAAGACAAGGACGGCAAGAUCGUGGCGUUAUGGAACAGGUUGGUUUCGAAGUUUUAUUGCAGACUAUGGAGUUCCCUUAAUGGUCCUGUGUUGGACAGCUUUGUCUUACACGGUACCAAGCAAAUUUAAUUCUGGAAUUCCCAGGAGGCUUUUCUGUCCACUUCUUUGGGAACCUGAAUCAUUGCCUCACUGGACAGUUAUAAAGGAUAUGGGAAAGGUUCCUGUAGUGUACAUAUUUGCUGCCAUUGUACCUGCAUUGAUGAUAGCUGGUGUACACUUCUUUGAUCAUAGCGUCUCUUCACAGUUGGCGCAGCAGAAAGAGUUUAACCUUAAAAAUUCCUCUGCUUAUCAUUAUGAUGUCUUGCUGCUAGGAGUUAUGACAUUGAUUUGUGGGUUGCUGGGACUCCCUCCUUCAAAUGGGGUCAUUCCACAGUCUCCUAUGCACACUAAGAGCCUUUCAGUUCUCGAGACUCAGUUGAUUCGGAAAAAUAUGGUAAAAAUUGCCAAGGAGAGCAUGUUGCAACAUGCAAACAACUCAGAGAUCUAUGGGAGAAUGCAAGCCGUAUUCAUAGAAAUGGACCAAUCUUCUCCUCGUGCAGUUGAUAAUGAGUUGAGGAACCUGAAAGAGGCUGUAAUGAAAAGUGACGGUGCAAAAGAAAAUUUUGAUCCUGAGAAAGACAUUGAUCCUUAUUUGCCAGUUAGAGUUAAUGAGCAAAGAUUGAGCAACCUGUUGCACUCACUCCUCGUCGGACUUUCAAUGUGUGCUCUACCAGUAAUAAAAAUGAUACCUACAUCAAUAUUAUGGGGUUACUUUGCCUACAUGGCCAUUGAUAGCCUCCCAGGGAACCAGUUCUGGGAAAGGUUGUUACUACUUUUUGUCACCCCUAGCAGGCGCUACAAAGUUCUUGAAGGUGAUCAUGCAUCAUUUAUGGAGUCCGUGCCUUUCAAACCCAUCUUGAUUUUUACGUCGAUCCAAUUUGUAUAUCUUAUUAUAUGUUUUGGGGUAACAUGCAUACCCAUAGCUGGGAUGUUAUUUCCGCUGCCAUUCUUCCUUCUCAUCGCCAUCAGAGAGCACAUCUUUCCAAAGCUUUUCAAUCGUGAACAUCUUCAGGAACUCGACUCUGCUACGUAUGAAGAGAUUUCCGGUACACCACGGAGAAUCUUCGAUUUAAUCAAGGAAAAAGAAUCAUCUAACUCGCGCCAUGAAGGAUCUGAAGAUGACUAUUAUGAUGCAGAGAUACUAGAUGGGAUAACAACCAACAGAGGAGAGUUGAAACAUAGACGUAAAAAUCCAAAGGAAGAAAGGGUAUAUCAGGUUCAAGAAGAAGAAGCAGAGCUCAGCGGAAGAAGCGUUAGUUUUUAGUGUAACCUGAGCCUGCGAUGAUGAAGGUUGAUGAUUUGUUGCCUUUAGUGUAGCUAGUGAAUCACCAUAAAUAAAAGUUGAAUUUUUGUUAUAGAAAAAAAUUCAUCACUUUCUUGCCAGCCGUGAGGACAAUUUGAGAGAUGGAAUUUACCUUUGGAUAAGAAUUUCAACGUCUUUUAUGUUUCUAAUUUGUUCACAUGAGAUUA